This is a messenger RNA of Leptopilina heterotoma, 1058 nucleotides long. Its product is annotated as GPN-loop GTPase 3. The record is from RefSeq and is a predicted model, not a curated record. Gene Ontology annotation, molecular function: GTPase activity. Lineage: Eukaryota; Metazoa; Arthropoda; Insecta; Hymenoptera; Figitidae. The transcript has 3 exons. The coding region runs from base 148 to 972 and encodes 274 amino acids.
CCCUUAUAGCGCAUUAACUGCUGCUCGUGUACUUGAUUGUACCGGAUGUAAACAAAUUUUUGGAUUAACAGUUUUUUAAUAGAAAGAAGAAUAAUUUUAUCACAGAAUAAAUUCAACAUAAAUGUAAAAUAAUUAUAUUUUUUCAAAAUGAGAUAUGGUCAAAUUGUCAUAGGGCCUGCAGGUUGUGGGAAGUCUACAUUCUGUUCCGUCAUGCAAAGACAAGCAGCUGAUGACAAUAAAAUAAUCGAAAUAGUCAAUUUGGAUCCUGCAGCUGAUUACUUCGAAUACACUCCUUUUGUAGAUAUUAGAGAAUUGAUUCAUGUUGAUGACACAAUGGAAGAUGAGGAAUUAAAAUUUGGUCCUAACGGAGGCCUUGUUUAUUGUAUGGAAUAUUUAAUGGAACAUAUUGAGUGGUUAGAAGAACAACUGGGCGAUACGGAUGAUGAUUACAUAUUAUUCGAUUGUCCCGGGCAAAUAGAACUCUACACUCAUAUGAGUGAAAUGCAACAGUUAAUUUUAACUUUGCAAAAAAUGAAUUUUCAUUUAUGUAGCGUUUUUGUAUUAGACAGUCAGUUUAUGGUUGAUGGUCCGAAAUUUAUGUCAGGUACCAUGUCAGCACUCAGUACAAUGAUUAAUUUGGAAUUGCCACACAUCAACAUUGUCACUAAAAUGGAUUUACUGUCGAAGAGCGCAAAAAAACAGUUGGACAAGUUUUUGGAACCUGACCCACACAGUUUACUGGCUGAAAUGAAAGAUGAUCCUUGGAACGAAAAAUACAAGAAUUUAACAAAUGCUCUAGGGGCCUUAAUAGAAAAUUACAGUCUUGUCAAAUUCUACCCAUUAAAUAUUAAAGACGAAGAAAGUAUUGGAGACAUAAAAAUUACUAUCGACAAUAUUAUUCAGUACGGAGAGGAAGAAGAUGUAAAAACGAAAGAUUUCGAUGAGCCUGAUGAGGAGGACGACAAGGAUUAAAAAAAAAGUUCAGAAUUUUGUAAAAAUAUAUUUUUGUUUACCAAUUGAAUCAAUAAAUUAUUACACUUUGUUGAUAUUUUCUUCAA